Lemur catta (Ring-tailed lemur) is the source of this 712-nucleotide messenger RNA. RefSeq names its product transmembrane protein 240 (gene TMEM240). The record is from RefSeq and is a predicted model, not a curated record. Bases 44 to 565 code for a protein of 173 amino acids. The transcript has 4 exons. Lineage: Eukaryota; Metazoa; Chordata; Mammalia; Primates; Lemuridae.
CGGGGCCGGGGGGCGGCGCUCCGGCCCGGCCCGGCCCCGCCCGAUGUCCAUGAGCGCGAACACCAUGAUCUUCAUGAUUCUGGGGGCGUCGAUCGUGAUGGCCAUCGCGUGCUUGAUGGACAUGAACGCGCUGCUGGACCGAUUCCACAACUACAUCCUCCCGCACCUGCGGGGCGAGGACCGCGUCUGCCACUGCAACUGUGGCCGGCACCACAUCCACUACGUGAUCCCGUACGACGGGGACCAGUCGGUGGUGGACGCCUCCGAGAACUACUUUGUGACGGACAACGUGACCAAGCAGGAGAUCGACCUCAUGCUGGGGCUGCUGCUGGGCUUCUGCAUCAGCUGGUUCCUGGUGUGGAUGGACGGCGUCCUGCACUGCGCCGUGCGCGCCUGGAGGGCCGGCCGGCGCUACGAUGGCUCGUGGACCUGGCUGCCCAAGCUGUGCAGCCUGCGGGAGCUCGGCCGGCGGCCACACAGGCCGUUCGAGGAGGCCACGGGGAACAUGGUGCACGUGAAGCAGAAACUCUACCACAACGGCCACCCCAGCCCGCGGCACCUGUGAGCCGCGCAUGGACUCGCCGGGGCCGCUGGCCACUGUGUGGAUGCAAAAGGGACCUCGGGGACGCCCAGGCCGGUGGGACUGGACAGCGGCCUCGGGCCCAGGGUGUCCGGGGCUGUGGCCGGCCGGGCAAGUCCAGUGGAAGGUGCU